UGUGUGUGUCUAUGUGUGUGUGUGUGUCUGUAUUCCCCAGGAGUGGGAGGCAGUAAGUGGGUCGUGACCUUCUCCAGGAAGGACAUAUGCGUUUGGGCCGGAACCACGGUAACGCUCCCCUGUCACUAUGACUACCCGUCGGGCUACAACGUGAAGAAAGUGAUGUGGUUUCACAUCUCGGCGGAGGACCGGAGGGAGUAUGCCUACCAUGUGGAUCUGGGAGUGAUGAGCCCGUCCUACAGGGACCGGGUCCGGUACAUGGGGGGAUACAAGAGGUGCAGCCUGCAGAUCACAAACGUCAAGCUCAGCGAUGCGGGUCAGUACCACUUCAGGUUCGAAUCGGACUACCAGCACGGCCGGUGGACGUCACCCGAUGCUGUCACUCUGUCCGUCACAGAACUACAGGUCCAGGUCCACCCAGCCAGGGCAGGGAACAUGUUUGCUGAAGGUGAGACGGUUUACCUGAGCUGUGUGGCCAAAGGAUGUGCUGCUGCUGGGAAGAAUUUUGCUAUCCUCAGGAAUGGGGUCAGCUUGGGAUCGUCGGAGAAGUCUUCCACCAUCUACAACUUCAACAGCGAGCAUACCGGCACAUAUAACUGCCGACCGAUUCCCCCACAGAAUGUGCUUUCACCAGGGAUCAGCCUGGCUAUGGGAUACUCCCCCCGUUCCACCCAGGUUGAGAUCAGUCCCCCAGGGGGCGUGGCAGAGGGGGGGUCAGCGACCCUGACCUGCAGCAGCGACGGAGCCCCGGCGGUGGAGAGCUUCGCCUGGUUUAAAGACGGCGAGAGCGGGAGCCUGCCGGACAGCUUCAGGCCCCAGCUGCGCCUGUGGAGGCUGGAGUACUCAGACCACGGCGCAUACUUCUGUGUGGCGCGAAACUCACUGGGCACAGACCGGUCCAGACCCCUCCUGCUCAACAUCACCUGUAAGCCUCUGAGCCACUCCGACAAACACCACUAAUCAGUUAUGAAUGCAGUACAUGAUGUCAAUGACUUACUAGCUACCUGGUUUUAUUAUAAGGCCUUAGAUUAGGAAUAAGUGUAGUGUACCUAUCAUACUAUAACUAUACUAUACUAAUAAAAUAAAUAAUAUAUAAUAAUAUUGUUACUUGAUAUACUUGGCCAUAAGGGGAAGGUAAGUUUUAUGGCUGAGAUUAGUUAUGUAAUAAUAAGCAACUACAUGAGAUGUAUAUGGUAUUUAAAUGAGUACUUUGUAUAAAGUUAUUUUUUUAUAUCAAGGCUGCUCUUCAGAUAAUAACAGACAUUCUGGCACUCUUCUUUAAGGACAUGUUUACAUGUUGAUUAGUCUCUUGGUCUCUCUCUGGAAGAAGACAAGGUUUUGAACACAGAAUCACACAGGCUAGUCACUGUAGUGGCGGGACAGUAGGAGAUAUCCACAGGAAGUUAUUCUCCACUACUGUAUUUAUCUCAGUGCUUUUAAAAGCUAUCAUGUGGUUUGCAGAGUCAAACAAGAAUCCUUUAGUUUUUAAUGCGAAAUGUUA
Messenger RNA from Clupea harengus (Atlantic herring), 1501 nucleotides. RefSeq names its product B-cell receptor CD22-like. Lineage: Eukaryota; Metazoa; Chordata; Actinopteri; Clupeiformes; Clupeidae. Bases 163 to 960 code for a protein of 265 amino acids. The record is from RefSeq and is a predicted model, not a curated record. The transcript has 3 exons.